This is a messenger RNA of Sipha flava (yellow sugarcane aphid), 2727 nucleotides long. RefSeq names its product conserved oligomeric Golgi complex subunit 6 (gene Cog6). NCBI's taxonomy places the organism in Eukaryota, Metazoa, Arthropoda, Insecta, Hemiptera, Aphididae. The transcript is spliced from 12 exons. The record is from RefSeq and is a predicted model, not a curated record. Gene Ontology annotation, biological process: intra-Golgi vesicle-mediated transport. Bases 788 to 2659 code for a protein of 623 amino acids. Gene Ontology annotation, cellular component: COG complex.
UAUCAUAUUAUAUAAUAUAUUUAUUUUUAAGGUAUUUGGCUAGAAGGCUUAGUAAGAAAACAAAAUGUGAACUUUGUUUGUCAGGAAUUAAAAAUAAUGAAAGUAUUAAUAACUUACCUGUAGCUAAGUUAACAAAUCUUAAGUCUCGUGGUUAUUUGACACAACCAGAUAGUGGCUUUUAUAUUUUGCUAAGACAACUUGAAAAUUAAUUUGCUCUUAAUGCUCAAAGCCCAAAUGCUUUUGAUGAUACUAUAAACCAUUUUUUUAAUAAGAAUUAUUUAAUUCCUUUUCCUUGUGAUGAACAUGAACAUGAAAUAAUUCAGUUUAUUUUUGUGUCAUAUUUAACCAUGCGAAUGAGACAAUUCACUUGGAUGAGCAAUAAACAAACAAAAUUAACGAAUAAAGUGAAGAAAAAAUUGUCAAAAUUAGUUCCUCAUUAAUUAUUUUAAAACUCUAAAAAAUUUUUGUAGUAUUUAAUAUUUAGUUUGCUAUUAUGAAGAAUAUAAAAAUUAUAAACCAAGAGAACAAAUUACUAAUUACAAAUCACACUAUAAAAACUCAAUUUUAACUUUUAAAUUUAAAUAUGAACAUAGAAUAAUGUAACGUAUGAAUAAUUAUAAUAUUAUGGUAUAGAAUAAUAAGUAAUUUUUAUGUGGAAACACUGCCUUAGUUCAUAUACAAUGGAUCACAGAUCUAUGUAUAUGAUCUAAGCCGCAGUCGAAGGACUACGACUCAAAAUAAACAUUGAUAAGAUGUAUCGUUGCGUAUCCAAUAUAUUAAUCCGUGUAUGUCCGGAGAGGAAGAAGUUUUAUCGAAAAGAGUCACCAGUGUGCUGGAAACACAUUUAGAAAGAGACAAGGAUGCACUAGAAGCAUUAAAGGAAAUAUCAGAGUUUUAUACUCAAAAUACAUUAGAAUGUAGAAGAGGAUUAAGGACUAAAAUAGAAAAAAGAAGUAUUGCAUUAAAUGAAAAUUUUCUGGCAUCAUUUGAAAAAGUCAAAAAUGCAGUAAAUAUUUUACACGACAAUGUAAAUUCUUUGAACACAGCUGUUGUGUCCAUGUCAUCUCAAUUAAAAGAUACUAAAAUUGACACUCAGAAUUUAAUUGAACUUACAAAACGAUUACAACUUGAAAGGAAAAAUGUGUGUAAUCAACAAUUAUUAGCAGAUGCAUACUCAAAAGCAUUUCAGUUAAAUCCUUCUGAGGUGGGUGUCCUAAGAUCUAAUGUUGUAACCCUCGAAUUUUUUAAAGCUUUACGUAAAACCCAAAAUAUAAGCAAUAAUUGUAGAGUUCUGAUGCAAACUGGUCAUCAAACAUCAGCACUUAGCUUAAUGGAACAAAUUUCUACUCAUCAGCAAAUGGCAAUGGAAGUAUUAUACAGAUGGAGUCAGUUAAAUUGUAAGGAUAUAGAGUCUACUGCUACUGGUCCGCUGCUCGUUCUUGCCAUGGAAGUGUUGCAAGAUCGACCAGUAUUGUUUAAGUAUGUAUUAGAAGAAUACUGUACAGUAAGACAAGCUGCAAUUGCUCAAAGAUUCAUUGAUGCUCUUGCAGCAAAUAAUUCAAAUGAUACAUCAUUGAAAACAUUUUCAAAAGAUAUACGACAGUACAUAAAUAAUAUGCUAUCUUGGUUGAUUGACCAUGUUCCUAUGGAAAGAAAAUAUCUGACUUAUCUGUUGAAAAACUGUGAUAAAUUAAAUGUCGAUGAAGAAAUAGCAACAUGUAUGAGUAGUAUAACUGAAAGCUUAUGCAGCCCAUUAGCAUCUCGUGUAGAGAGUGUAUUGCACAUGAAUGAAAAUCCUAUUGAUAUAUAUGGUGUUGCUAGUUCACUUAAAUUUUAUCUUCAAAUUGUUAUUAAAACAGUUCCCAUUGGACAACUCUGUCAAACAAUUGAGGAGUUGCAUAAAACUAUGGAAUGUGUGUUUUUAAACAAAUUGCAAAAUUUGGUUAGAGAUACUCUUUUAGAACGUAUUGAAGCACCACCUUUAGAUCUGUCUCCAUCUCCUGGUAUUGGUCAGUUGUUGAAUAUCCUUAGGCAAGUGUUAUCAGUAGCUGCUGUUACAGAAGAUAAACAAGAAGACACAUCCAUGAUAGUUUCUUGUGUCUUAGAACCAUUACUUCAAGCUAUUAAUUUGAGUGCUUCUAGACUAACGCCAUUAGACAUGGCCGUAUACCGUCUAAAUUGUUUGCAUAACAUACAUGAGACAUUAAAACAGUACCAAUAUGUUGAAGACAAACUUGAAAAAUUACAAGCUCAUAUGACUGCACAAAUAGAGACUGUAUCUACUGAACAAGCCAAUUAUCUUGUUACACAUUUAAACCUAGAGGACAUCCAAACAAUCUUACGAGGCCAAGGAGCAAACAUUCCAUUAUCUCAGAUCCAAGGAAUGGAAGCAGAAAAUUUGAUAAAUUUUUUGAGUAAGUUAGAAAGUAUGUUGGUCAUGCCUGAUUCUAUAGCAGUACCGCAAAUUGGUUAUCUAAAAAAUCCUUUGCAUCUAAAUAAGAUUAGACGACAAUCAAAUGAAGUGAUUUCAGCUGUUUACAAACAACUUUAUGACCAUGUGCACGAUCCUACCAAUGAAUAUGAUGAUCCAUCAUCACUGAUGCCAAGAACUCCUCAACUUGUGUAUCAGAUUUUAGUCAAUGAUGAAAAACCAUCAUAAAAAUUAAUUUAGUUAUUAUACUUACAAUUUAAUUAUAAACAUUUAUUUAUUACAAGUUACAAAAUUAA